Musa acuminata AAA Group (dessert banana) is the source of this 1747-nucleotide messenger RNA. Its product is annotated as transcription factor bHLH96-like. NCBI's taxonomy places the organism in Eukaryota, Viridiplantae, Streptophyta, Magnoliopsida, Zingiberales, Musaceae. The record is from RefSeq and is a predicted model, not a curated record. Gene Ontology annotation, biological process: regulation of transcription by RNA polymerase II. Bases 519 to 1484 code for a protein of 321 amino acids. Gene Ontology annotation, molecular function: protein dimerization activity; DNA-binding transcription factor activity, RNA polymerase II-specific; RNA polymerase II cis-regulatory region sequence-specific DNA binding. The transcript has 3 exons.
UCUUCCUGCCAAAGAUUUCUACUGCGGUUAAUGCUUAGGCAAUUACCAGCCGGUUUUGGUUGGCUAUGUGCUUGUUCUCAUCCGUCCUCUGUGGGCUCCUUGGGUCAAGACAUCGGUUGACAGUGUCUGUGGAUUUAUGUGUGUGUGUGUGUGUGUGUGAGAGAGAGAGAGAGAGAGAGAGAGAGCGAGGCAGACUGCUGCUCUUUCCCUCACUUUUUGAAGAGAAAGGCUCUCGGUCUUUCCUGACCCCUCACGUGUAACCUUUCCCUUCCCUCCGUUUCAACAACGCUGAGGGAUCUGAAACAAAAGUUGGGCCUUGGUGUUAAAUAGCUUGUUGUGUUUUGUGACCUUUGAGAACUCUCUUUGAGCUACCCAGCUAGCUCUUGGGAGCCGGAAGUGUUGGUUAAAUAGCCUGAAUACUUGCGCAAGCGGAGUGGAAGCCUGAGGUGAAAAAUUAGGGUAGAAAGCACUAACAAACACACACAAACACCAACGUCAGAAAGGAAGCGAGGAGCACCAUGACACUGGAAGCGUUAGCUUCUGCUGAGCUUUCCAGCUUCCUCACCUAUGACACCAUCACGGCCUCCCCACUCCUUCACCACGCUGAACCCUCCUCGAGCUCAAGCUUCCUCUUCCGCAGUGCCGGCGGCGAAGACGCAGUGGGCUCCCUUGGCAUCGGUCCUUCCCGUUCUGGAUUGGUGGGUGGCAUCCCCGCGGCCAAGGAGGAACCGAGGCCUGAGGCGGCAGCAGUAGGACAGGGAAAGAGGAAGCGGCGAAGGACGAGGACAUGCAAGAACAAGGAGGAAGCAGAGAACCAAAGGAUGACCCACAUUGCCGUCGAGCGCAACCGCCGCCGCCAGAUGAACGAGCACCUCGCAGUGCUGCGCUCGCUCAUGCCGGAGUCCUACAUCCAAAGGGGCGACCAAGCCUCCGUUGUUGGAGGAGCUAUCGACUUUGUCAAGGAGCUAGAGCAGCUUCUCCAGUCGCUGGAAGCACAAAAGAGAACACUGCAGCAACAGGCGGGGAAACCGGAGAGGAGUUCAUACAUCGGGGAAGCUGGAAGCAGCAGCAGCAGCAGCAGCGGUAGCAACAGCGACGUGGUCGAUUCCCCUCCCUUUGCCCAGUUCUUCUCCUUCCCGCAAUACAGUUGGUGCCACACCACCCAGGGCCAGGACCACCCUCCCUCGGAGAACCAGCUGCCGGCGUUGGCCGACAUCGAGGUGACACUGAUCGAGACUCACGCCAACGUCCGAAUCCUAUCGCCGAAGAGGCCCGGCCAGCUGUUCAAGAUGGUGGCUGGGCUUCACAACCUUAGCCUCACAAUCCUUCACCUCAACGUCACUGCCCUCGACUCCAUGGUGCUCUACUCUCUCAGCGUCAAGGUGGAGGAGGGAUGCAGUCUGACUGCUGUUGAUGACAUUGCAGCUGCCAUCCACCAUUUGCUUUCUCUGAUUGAAGCUGAGGUGACUGCCCUAGCUCACUAGGGCAAAUCAAUAACGGGUCCUGGGCCACUCUUUGAGUUUUCCAAAUCCUCUACAAGAGCGGUAUUAGCUGUUAACCACUUCUGCAUGUAAAGCUAUAUGAUCUGAUGCCUUCCUUAACUGUUCUCACUCUCUCUCUCUCUCUCUCUCUCUCUCUCUCUCGUGCAUCAGUGGAUUUGGCCCAUAGGCUUCGAGCAAGCACUCAGACCAUAUGUAAAUCUCACUAAGCCAUAAAACCUUCAAUCCCAUGAGAAGGCAUGAUGCAA